Molecule: messenger RNA, 2200 nt
Organism: Odobenus rosmarus divergens (Pacific walrus)
Lineage: Eukaryota; Metazoa; Chordata; Mammalia; Carnivora; Odobenidae
Gene: PCK1
Product: phosphoenolpyruvate carboxykinase 1 (soluble)
Exons: 9
Coding region: 174-1910 (578 amino acids)
Biological process (GO): hepatocyte differentiation; gluconeogenesis; propionate catabolic process
Cellular component (GO): mitochondrion; cytosol
Molecular function (GO): manganese ion binding; phosphoenolpyruvate carboxykinase (GTP) activity; GTP binding
Source: RefSeq, a predicted model, not a curated record
GAUUUAAGGCCAGGAGCUUCUGCCACCAAACAGCAAACGUGGACUUCCCACUGCGAACGCACAUCCACCAGCGGGAAGAACCUCGAAAGAAACCCUUGGAUCUCUCAUCGAGAUCAUCCAAAAAGAAGAAAGGGAAUUUUGGCAUCCGUGGUCCUUAGCACAACCCUGCAGAGAUGCCUCCUCAGCUCCAAAAUGGCCUCAACUUCUCAGCCAAAGUCAUCCAGGGCACCCUAGACAGCCUGCCCCAGGGGGUAAGAGCAUUCGUGGAGAGCAACGUCAGGCUGUGCCAGCCUGAGCAUAUCCACAUCUGUGAUGGCUCCGAGGGGGAGAACCAGCAGCUGCUGGACCAAAUGGAAGGAGAGGGCAUGAUCAAGAGGCUGCAGAAGCUCAACAACUGCUGGUUGGCUCUCACUGACCCCAGGGAUGUGGCCAGAAUUGAAAGCAAGACAGUCAUCAUUACCCAAGAGCAAAGAGAUACCAUGCCCAUCCCCAAAACUGGCCUCAGCCAACUAGGUCGCUGGAUGUCAGAGGAGGACUUUGAGAAAGCGUUCAAAGCCCGAUUUCCAGGGUGCAUGAAAGGUCGCACCAUGUACGUGAUUCCAUUCAGCAUGGGGCCCCUGGGCUCACCACUGUCGAAGAUCGGCAUUGAGCUGACGGAUUCACCCUACGUGGUGACCAGCAUGCGCAUCAUGACGCGGAUGGGCACAGCUGUCCUGGAAGCGCUGGAGGACGGGGAAUUCGUCAAGUGCCUCCAUUCUGUGGGAUGCCCUUUACCUUUAAAAAAGCCUUUGGUGAACAACUGGCCGUGUAACCCAGAGCUGACACUCAUUGCGCACCUGCCUGACCGCAGGGAAAUCAUCUCCUUUGGGAGUGGGUACGGCGGGAACUCGCUCCUUGGGAAGAAGUGCUUUGCCCUCAGGAUGGCCAGCCGGCUGGCUAAGGAAGAGGGUUGGCUGGCGGAACACAUGCUGAUCCUGGGCAUAACCAACCCCAAGGGCCAGAAGAAGUACUUCGCAGCAGCCUUUCCCAGUGCCUGUGGCAAGACCAACCUGGCCAUGAUGAACCCCAGCCUCCCUGGGUGGAAAAUAGAGUGUGUGGGUGAUGACAUCGCCUGGAUGAAAUUUGACCAACAAGGUAACUUAAGGGCUAUCAACCCAGAAAAUGGCUUUUUUGGUGUGGCUCCCGGAACCUCUGUGAAGACCAAUCCCAACGCCAUCAAGACCAUCCAGAAGAAUACCAUCUUCACCAAUGUGGCCGAGACCAGUGAUGGGGGCAUUUACUGGGAAGGUAUCGACCAGGCGCUAGCCCCGGGCAUCAGGAUCACUUCGUGGAAGAACAAGGAGUGGACCCCCCAGGAUGGUGUUCCCCUGGUCUAUGAAGCUCUCAGUUGGCAACACGGAGUUUUUGUGGGGGCGGCCAUGCGAUCAGAGGCCACAGCGGCUGCAGAACACCAAGGCAAGGUCAUCAUGCACGACCCCUUUGCCAUGCGGCCCUUCUUUGGCUACAACUUUGGCAAAUACCUGGCCCACUGGCUCAGCAUGGCCCAGCGCCCAGCAGCCAAGCUGCCCAGGAUCUUCCACGUCAACUGGUUCCGGAAAGACAAGGAAGGCAAAUUCCUCUGGCCAGGCUUUGGUGAGAACUCCAGGGUGCUAGAGUGGAUGUUCAACCGCAUCAAUGAGGAAGCCAGCGCCAAGCUCACGCCCAUCGGCUACGUCCCCGAGGAGGGGGCCCUGAACCUGACAGGCCUGGGGGACAUCAACACGAAGGAACUCUUCCACCUCUCCAAGGAGUUCUGGGAGAAGGAGGUGGAAGACAUCCAGAAGUACCUAGAGGAGCAGGUUAACACCGAUCUCCCCUGUGAAAUCGAGAGAGAGGUCCUUGCCCUGAAGCAAAGGAUCAGCCAGAUGUAAUCAGACCCAAGGGCUUCACCUGUGAAAUCACCCCCUCUCCAGUCCAUGAGAGGUGCCGGGAGCAAGAGCGAGUGGGACGUCCUGAACCAACAUCACCCAUCCUACCGUAAUGACCACACUGAUGAGCAGAUUCAGGUUUCAGAUAAGACCACAGAGUACAGGCUAGUAACUGUGAGAUCAGGGAGGGAAAUCUUAGCAUGUCUCCAAAAAUCACUCUCCAGUGCACAUUUGUUCAACCCUGAGGACACUAUGCAUUAGGCUUUCCUGUUUUUUGUUUUUUUGUUUUGUUU